Tachyglossus aculeatus (Australian echidna) is the source of this 4242-nucleotide messenger RNA. RefSeq names its product chloride voltage-gated channel 7 (gene CLCN7). The transcript has 25 exons. Lineage: Eukaryota; Metazoa; Chordata; Mammalia; Monotremata; Tachyglossidae. The record is from RefSeq and is a predicted model, not a curated record. Gene Ontology annotation, biological process: transmembrane transport; chloride transport. Gene Ontology annotation, cellular component: lysosomal membrane; intracellular membrane-bounded organelle. Gene Ontology annotation, molecular function: voltage-gated chloride channel activity. Bases 18 to 2444 code for a protein of 808 amino acids.
CGUCGCCCUCCCCGGGCAUGGCCAACGUCUCCAAGAAGGUGUCGUGGUCCGGCCGCGACCAGGAGGACGCCGAGCCGCACGGGGAGAGCACGCCAUUGCUGAACGGAGCCGGGCCCGCCCGCAGGCCCUCCCAGUCGGCCUUAUUCCGCAUCGGGCAUCUGAGCAACGUGGAGCUGGACGAUGACCUUCUGGACCCGGAAACGGACGUGCCUCACCCUUUCCCCAAGGAGAUCCCGCACAAUGAGAAGCUCCUGUCCCUGAAGUACGAGAGUCUGGACUAUGACAACAGUGAAAACCAGCUGUUCCUGGAAGAGGAGCGGAGAAUCAAUCACACAGCUUUCCGUACGGUGGAGAUCAAGCGGUGGGUGAUCUGCGCCAUGAUCGGCAUCCUGACCGGCCUCGUGGCCUGCUUCAUCGACAUAGUGGUGGAGAACCUGGCGGGGCUGAAAUACAGAGUGGUCAAGGACAAUAUCGACAAGUUCACCGAGAAAGGGGGAUUAUCUUUCUCUCUCUUGCUCUGGGCCAUGUUGAAUUCCGCCUUUGUGAUCGUUGGCUCCAUAAUCGUGGCGUUUGUAGAGCCCGUGGCCGCCGGCAGCGGAAUCCCGCAGAUUAAGUGCUACCUCAAUGGCGUCAAGAUCCCCCAUGUGGUCCGGCUCAAGACGCUGGUGAUCAAAGUGUGUGGGGUGAUCUUGUCUGUGGUCGGUGGCCUGGCUGUUGGCAAGGAAGGGCCCAUGAUCCACUCUGGAGCAGUCAUAGCAGCCGGAGUUUCCCAAGGAAGGUCCACCUCUCUGAAGAGGGACUUCAAGAUCUUCGAAUAUUUCCGCCGAGAUACUGAGAAGCGGGACUUCGUCUCAGCCGGAGCCGCAGCCGGGGUCUCGGCUGCUUUCGGAGCCCCCGUGGGUGGUGUCCUUUUCAGCUUGGAAGAAGGUGCCUCCUUCUGGAAUCAGUUCCUGACAUGGAGAAUUUUCUUCGCCUCCAUGAUCUCCACGUUCACGUUGAAUUUUGUCCUGAGCAUCUACCACGGAAACAUGUGGGACCUCUCCAGCCCGGGUCUCAUCAAUUUUGGAAGGUUUGACACUGAGAAAAUGGUGUACACCAUCCAUGAGAUCCCCAUCUUCAUAGCCAUGGGCGUAGUCGGUGGGAUCCUGGGAGCAGUAUUCAAUGCCUUGAAUUACUGGCUGACUAUGUUUCGAAUCAGGGGGAGCCGAGAACGACCUAACGCUCUGUUUGGGGUGUCCAGGUACAUCCACCGGCCUUGCCUGCAGGUAAUCGAAGCCAUGCUGGUGGCCGCCGUCACGGCCACCGUCGCCUUUGUGAUGAUCUACUCUUCCCGGGAUUGCCAGCCGCUUCAAGGGAAUUCCAUGUCCUACCCGCUCCAGCUGUUCUGUGCAGAUGGCGAAUAUAACUCCAUGGCAGCAGCCUUCUUCAACACCCCGGAAAAGAGCGUCGUCAGCCUCUUCCACGACCCUCCAGGUUCCUACAACCCCAUGACACUGGGCCUGUUCACCCUGGUCUAUUUCUUCCUGGCCUGCUGGACCUACGGACUCACCGUGUCCGCGGGCGUCUUCAUCCCGUCUCUCCUCAUCGGGGCCGCCUGGGGCCGGCUCUUCGGCAUCUCCCUGUCCUACGUCACCGACGCGGCGAUAUGGGCCGACCCUGGCAAGUACGCGCUGAUGGGGGCCGCGGCCCAGCUCGGAGGGAUCGUGAGAAUGACGUUGAGCCUGACGGUCAUCAUGAUGGAGGCCACGAGCAACGUCACAUACGGUUUCCCCAUCAUGCUGGUCUUGAUGACGGCAAAGAUCGUCGGAGACUUUUUCAUCGAGGGAUUGUACGACAUGCACAUCCAGCUGCAGAGUGUGCCUUUCCUGCACUGGGAGGCCCCAGUCACCUCCCACUCCCUCACCGCCAGAGAAGUGAUGAGUGCCCCCGUCACCUGUCUGCGGAGGGUGGAGAAAGUCGGCGUCAUAGUGGACAUCCUCAGUGACACUUCGUCCAACCACAAUGGAUUCCCCGUGGUGGCAUACACCGACGACACCCAGCCAGCGAGGCUACAGGGAUUAAUCCUGCGCUCCCAGCUGAUCGUCCUGCUGAAACACAAGGUGUUUGUGGAGCGGGCCAACCUGAAUCUGGUCCAGCGGCGGCUGAAGCUGAAGGACUUCCGGGACGCCUACCCCCGCUUCCCUCCGAUCCAGUCGAUCCACGUGUCCCAGGAUGAGCGGGACUGCAUGAUGGACCUGACGGAGUUCAUGAAUCCAUCCCCAUACACGGUCCCUCAGGAGGCGUCGCUUCCGAGAGUGUUCAAGCUGUUCCGGGCCCUGGGGCUGAGGCACUUAGUGGUGGUGGACAACGACAACCAGGUGGUGGGGUUGGUAACCAGGAAGGAUCUGGCGAGAUACAGACUUGGAAAAGGAGGGCUGGAAGAACUCUCCCUGGCCCAAACGUGAGGGUCCCAGAAUCCCCUUUCUCCUCUGGCCCCUCUGACGGGUUUCUGCUCUGGCCCCCAAGAACUCUGCUCCCCCCACCAGCCCUGGGGCCCUCUGGGCUGCUCCGAACCAGUCGCCUCUCCUCUCCAGGGGUGACGGAAGAGCCAAGUGUCGCCGGCUUCCAAGCCCACCACCCCGGGCUUCCCCGUUUCAGUGUCCGGUUUCGUAAUUUUUAAUUGGAUGUACUCCGUGGGUCGCGCCGUUUACAUUUUAUUGCUUUUCCCUCUGGUCGGUGUCCAGUGAGCUCCAUUCGGGACAUCUCCCUCUCACGUUCAUCAGGUAUAGAGGGACCAAGCGGGUCUUUCACUUUCUUUCCUGCACGUGCUCGGGGCCCCUGGAGCAAAUGGGAGAGGGUGAUGGAGAGAGAAAUUGAGCAUGAGAGAACCAGGGGCCUUUCCCUACCCGAGUUGCCAAUUUAGGCCUCCUCCUGAACACCCUGUUGCUGCUGCUGUCCCGGGGGGCCCUAGCUGGCCUCCGUCGCUCGGGGGGCGGGACUCCCAGCCCCCUACUUCCACCCGGGUCUCAGGCUGCUCCCGUCUGCAGUCUCUCCCAGCUGAUUCCCACCCCGCCUCCUCCUUCCUUUCAACCAGACCAGCCCAUCCCUGUCUGUGGGGGUGGUUUUCAGAAAGGAGCCCGGGGACAAUGGCCCAGACGGUCUCCUGGAGCCAGGCCGAGGCCUACCUCUGGACUCGAGGCGACCAGAGGGGUGUCUCUCACCGUCUCUUGUCCUUGGCGGCUGGGGGAGCGAGGGAGGAACUGGAACCCCCCACUUUGCUGGAGCCUUAGCUUCAGGGUGUGACUGAGCGAGAGGCGACGGUGGGCAGAGGCGGGCAGGGCCGGAGGCUCUAGGCCUUUCUCAUCAGCGGCGGCUGGCCGGCCUCUCCCGGCUGGCAUCCCAGCUGGCCACUAUCGUCAGAAGGCUUGCCGGCCCAGCCGCGGUUCACUCCGGGGCCUCUGGGACAUGCCAUUCCCAACUGACUGGGUCAUCCCGGCUGCGAGCCGAAGAACUUCUCACGAGCGGACACGCUCACUGCCGCCCGUCAGGGUUGGCAUCUGGGGCAAGGCCCUGGGCAGACGGGUGGCCGCACAGCUCGAAUUGCCCGGGGCGGGGCAGGCCGCAGCGGCCUCCUGGCUAUCCAAGCCAGGCAGGCGCGCCGCCCAAGGUCCCACUCCACAGCGAGAAGCGUGGGGGCCGUGCUGAAAGAUUUCCCUUUGACAAUCUGCUCGUCUCUCCCUCGCCACCCCACGAGGGCUGAGGAGGGAGAGGGGCUGACAAUGACGAUUCUUGCUCCGUGCUGAUCACGGUUUCUGGGCCGAGGGGUCACCUGCCGGGUCCCGGCACACAGGCCUCAUCCUCUCCGGCAGAGCCAACCGGACAGCCGGGAAGUUGUCGGGAGCGGCCGCCCGCUGAGAUGGGCGGCUACACUGGUGAGUCCUGGGUGGUCAGCGCUCCCUGCCAUCUGCGGGCACAUGGGUUCUGCUCUCUUUCUUCUCCCAGUCCGCUGACCAAUUGUCCCGCCGAUCCCAGAGGGGCACCCUCUGCAAACACCCUUCUCUUGUGGGGGGUCGCCAUCGGAGGAACCGAACUUUCUAGCUUGGGUUUUUAUAGUCUGGGCACUUUUGAGGGGUAGUUUUAAUCUCUGUUGGGGGCGGUGGGCUCCUCAAAGACAGGGCCUCCUCCCCGGGACCACGUGCCGGGCAGGGAGGGAUGGCGGGGUGCGAAUAUCCGAAUGUCAGAAAUAAAAGGAGUUGAAGUCAA